GACAUUAACGUUGAAACAGAGCUUCAGGGUACCAACACUGUCGAUUCCGUCGAUAUUUAGCGUCUUUUCUCCCACCUCUAACCCUCUAUUCCCUCGUCGUGUCGGUGGGCGGGAAAAGCGGCCGGUCCUCGCCGCUUGACUCGACGAGACGAACAUCAAUCAAUCAAAAUGUGACAUACGUCAACCGAAGCGCUGCCCAGUCGAUGUAUUCGGUGCGUAAUUCGAUGUAAAGUGAACUCAGUCGGUCACACGUUACGGGAUCGGUCACGACGUUAAUCAGCGGGGCCCGUUUGGUCGAGUUUAAUCGGUCAGGGUUAUUGUUUUAGAGGAGAAAAGACAGUAGCAACGGCGGAUGGAGGGGGGCGUGGCCUCAGGUUUUAGAAAUUCUAUCCAUUGUUCCACUCCAACGCGCGAAGAGAACACCUCUGUGGAGCUCUCAGCCAAUCAGGCGCCGCCGAGCCGCUCUUAGCUCCGCCCAUGAGCCUAUAUUAAAGGCUCGGCCGUGAGCAGCGCUGGCCACUGGCACAAUAUAAUAGAAUUGAUCCACAAUCCGAGGAGAGAGGGAUUUACUUUAUCAACCUUUCAUUUUUCAGCCGUCCUUUAUUUUAUUGAACUAAAACAAUGGCAGACACACAAGUCGACUCCGGCUCGGAUAUCUCUGCAAAGGUAAGCAGCUCCUCCUCACACCUCCGGCGCCUCAUUAAGCUCCUGAGCAGAACCAGCAGCUCCAGGCUCUAACCUAGAUUUUCACAAGACCUUUCCCCGUCGUUGUUCGCGCUCAUUCGGACUCCUGAGUGGUAGAGACCCGGGGAGGGAGCGGAGGUUUGAGCCGGUGGUGGUUCUCCUCUGAUGGGGAAAUGAAAGCUGGGGGUCUCGGCUCCGCAUCAUGGAAACGGGCUGCGCGCUGAACCCGUCUCUCAUUGUCCGGAGCAGAGCAGUCUGCGCGGGUUCUUUGUUUAUACAGGCGGCUCGGUUCUCCUCGCUGAGACACACACAGCAGGUUCGGACCCGAACACGGACCAUCAGCAGCCGCUCUAUCACGCUCUUUUUUCCGCUCUUUACCUGCCGCUCCGUUGACGCGCCUUUCACACAUUUUUAUCCCACAUCUUUGAAACGCGAAUUAAAUCAACCUUGAGUGUGCGUGGAACCCGAACAGCCCGGGUUUUCUGGGCGGUGAUGGGCUGAGUUCGGCGGUGUGGUGCUGAAGUUGGUCCGUUUGAAUGGAGGACGGAGCGGCAGGCAGGCGGUGCGUAAUUCUCUCCCCCUGAUGUCAACUUUCGGAGCUCCGGGUCGUGUUGGGUUGUUGUUUGUUUGUUUGUUCACUGGCCUUGUUUUUAGAGAGCAACAGUGGGCCUGCGUGGCUGCACACACCGACCCGGUUUGUUUACCGACUCAGGAAGGUCGGCGGCGGCGGCGGCUCAUGUUUAUCCAGCCUCCGUUUACCGGAGAGUCUGUGACACGGAGACUCGCCGCCGCGGCUUCCGCUUCUUCUUGACUUGAGUAUUUUUGGAGCACGUUUGCAGGGCGCGUAAGUGUCUCAGGGGAAAAGUUUUUCUCUCUUUUUCUGUAAUGCAGCCCACUUCUCCCUCCUGUGUGUGUGUGUGUGUAUGUUAGAGUGUGUGUGUGUGUGUGUGUGUGUGUGUGUCCGGGCUGUGGAGGUGUGAUGUGACGGUGCUGGUUUUCCCCUCACUUUGGGCUCUUUCCCUCCUCUCUGCCCACCUUUGUGCUUCAGUAAAGAUUAAUUUCCUUUUGGUUGGACUUUGGAUCAGAUUGGGUAAAACUUUAAUCGCCCCCGCGGGGGGAGUCUGGGAUCCGCAGCAGCGGCGGCGGCAGCAGGGGGGGGGGGGAAUCCAGGCUGUAGAUGAUAAGAGCAGCAGAACCGAGUAAUUCAGAGUGAAUGUUCCGAAUGGACCCACGGAGGGAAGGAGAAGGUGGAGAGGGAAAAGUUGGGGCCUGGUAUUAGCGCUGAUAAUCCGCGCUGCCUGCUCAGCCACUAUUUAUAGUUGUGGAGCAUUUUUACGCACAAGCGCCUUUUUACGCACAGUGGGAGAGUGCGCGAGCGGAGCCUCGAGCUCAACUCAACCUCAUUUGUCUCCUGCCAAGGAGCUGCCGAUGCUCCUAAACAGCUUAAUGGAUUUUAACCAAUAAGAUUAUGUAAAGCAAUUAAUCAAUCGCGGUGAAUGGGUUGGAUGUGCGGGUCAUGCGUGCGGAGGGGAUAACGGGCUGGGGGGGGGGGGGACGGACGAUGUCGACAAAACGAGGAAACAGAGCGCUAUUAAUAGGCAUGGCGGGCGGUUUUCCGGUCCGAGCGGGGCUGAAAACCCCCUGAAGGUGCGUGAGCCGGUGCGUGCGGGGGCUCCGGAGCGUCUUUGCGCGUUUCUCGCCGCUCCUCUCGCCUGCCAUGUGUCGUCUUCUAUUGUCCUUUACAGCCUCCGUUACAACGAGCGGCCAGCAGCAGCAGCGUGCAGCGCGCUCGCCGCCGCCUCCCCCCUUUUCUCCCUCCUCCCUCUCCUCCUCCUCCUCCUCCCUCCUCCUCCUCCAUCACCCCCUCCCUCCUCGCUCUCCUCCCGCCCUCCCCUGCUUCUGCGCCGUCCUGUGUUAUUUUAAAUGGCGCGUUGCACUCUGGGUAUUGCAGUGCCUCUCCCGGGCGUGUCUCGUGACAUAUGGUGGUGACGGCAGACAGUGGAAGACUACAAUACCCAGAAUUCCCUCGAGGACACAUCAAGGUAUCAGAUUACAACACAUUAGAGGGGAUGGAGUGGGAGGAGGAGGAGGGAGGGGGGAGGAUCUGCAGAGAGCAACAAGGAGUUUAAAUAGGAAGGCUUCAUUCUGACAGGGACUGAGCUCCCAGCAUGCAUUGGGACUCAGUAAUCAGGCCAUCAGGUAGCGGUGGCGGCGGCAGCAGCGAGUCUUGAUGGAUCAGCUGCACGUUUGAUAAAAAAGUUGUGUUUGUGUUUUUUUUUCAGGAUCUGAAAGAGAAGAAGCAGCAGCAGGAGGAGAAGGAGAACGGCAAAGAUGCCGCCACCAACGGAAAGGUAACCUCCACCGCCUCCACCCUGACCAUAUAAGGACUUCCUGCUGCUGCUGCUGCUGAGCACUUCCUCUCUUUCUGCUCUACGGUUAAGAACACGAGAUGAACUUUUCUCUUUUCAAACUUCUCUCCAGGAGAACGAGGAGAACGGAGAGCCUGAGGUAGACGAUGAAGAAGAUGAGGAGGUUGACGAGGAGGACGAGGAAGACGAGGGAGAAGGUAACAGGAAGAUCUUAUAUCUCAGUGAUGUCAUUUCCUGCGAAAAGACAAAGUCCCAAUGAGCCGUGGUUUGUUUCUGUCUUCUGCAGGUGAUGAGGAAGACGAGGAGGACGAUGACGACGAGCUCGAGGGCGGCACAAAACGGGCAGCUGAGGAUGACGACGAUGACGAUGAGGUGCGGUUCCAGACUCCUCCGUUUCCAGAACGAUAACCGGCGGCGUUUCCUCCGUACUCACCUUCUUUCUUCUUCUUCUUCUUCUUCUUCCAGGACGACGUCGAAACCAAGAAGCAGAAAACCGACGAUGAUGAUUGAUGCGUUUUUCCCCUGAACCAUCCUGCUGAACCACUUCCUGAUUCUUCACCUCUGACUGUUUUUAGAUGUCACAGGUGGGGGGGCUGGAGGACUGAUUUAAAAAGGAAAAAAAUACUUAAUUAAAAAAAAAAAAAAUCCAACAUGGUCAUUAGCAAGUAGAGUUCAACAAAACAUCAACCACGUCCACACACUCUUCGAUCUCCCCUCAAAACUGCAAAACAAAUUUUCUAGAGGACACACGCCAACACUUCGACGCAGAAAUCCGGCUUCUCUUCAACAACAACAACAACACGAACGGAGAAUUUGUUUGUAUUUUUAUUUACAUUUUAUAUUUUUGUACAUAUUGUUAGGAGGAGGGGGGGUCAGUUUCUCUCUCGGCAGCGAUCUUGUCAGACCAAAUCGGUGCUUCUUUAACGAAAGAUUUUACUUGGUUGACCAUGUUACGAUAUCUCAGCAGAAGAACUAGAAGAGACAAAAAAAAAAACCUGUAAAAACAGUAAAAAAACCAUGAAAGACAAACCUCUUAAGCCGUUGAACUCAGAGCAUUCCAGUAAAUUUAAUGUAUGUACUUUAGCUGUACCAUAACUAGUUUGUUUGUAUGGGAGGGUAAGGCCAAAGAAAAGAGCCUCUUUUCUUUUUCCUUUUUCUUUUUUUUUUUUUUGUUUUUGUCAGCGACUUUUUGUUUUAUGACGGCCUGUUUUGAUGUAUGUGCGAAGUUUGUUGUUUGACAAUAAACCGGACUUUUAUUUUGUGAGUUGUACUUUGCAUCUCUGCUUGUUUUUUCUCACAGUGACGUCUCAGGUGAAGGUACACACACUUACAAAAAAAACACAGAAACAAUAAUCCCACAUUAAACGGUGAAGUACA
Xyrichtys novacula (pearly razorfish) is the source of this 4430-nucleotide messenger RNA. NCBI's taxonomy places the organism in Eukaryota, Metazoa, Chordata, Actinopteri, Labriformes, Labridae. The record is from the annotation of a GenBank genome assembly.